Messenger RNA from Polypterus senegalus (gray bichir), 3580 nucleotides. RefSeq names its product tubulin beta chain-like. Gene Ontology annotation, molecular function: structural constituent of cytoskeleton; GTP binding. The transcript is spliced from 11 exons. Gene Ontology annotation, biological process: microtubule cytoskeleton organization; mitotic cell cycle. NCBI's taxonomy places the organism in Eukaryota, Metazoa, Chordata, Cladistia, Polypteriformes, Polypteridae. The coding region runs from base 288 to 1559 and encodes 423 amino acids. The record is from RefSeq and is a predicted model, not a curated record. Gene Ontology annotation, cellular component: microtubule; cytoplasm.
UGGGCAGGAAGAGCCUAACAAUGCGUUUUCUCUGUCACAGGCAUAGGUCACAUGUACUUGUGUGCAAGAAACAGUAGACCAUGUCAUUACCCGAUCUGCGUGCCUACAUGCCAUUUCGUUCUUCUCGUCGCUGAGUAGUGACGUCCUCGCUCUGACGCGGUGGAUGUGUUGUCAUAGAUACGGAGCGGCGCCUGCAUUUCAAACUGCCUUUACAAAAAGAGAGGUUUAGGAAAAUGGAAAACACACGUUUGUAGAGAACCUGAUUGUUUGGAAAGUGUCUGACUAAGAUGUCUGCAGUUUGGCUGCAUGUCGGUCAGUGUGGAAAUCAAAUAGGACAAGAAUGGUGGAGAUUGAUUGCAGAUAGGGCUGGACCAAACUGCCCAAGUGACAGGCAUCCAUUUGUCAGCAGUGAUGGAAAACUGGCUGCAAUUUGUGUAGACAGUGAGCCCAAAGUUGUGAGAAAAGGACAAACGCAAGUAAAGAAUGGAUGCUUUCGAGAUUCAAAUCUUAUUUUUGAAAAAGAAGGGUGUGGAAGUAACUGGGCUUAUGGUUACCAUGGGCCACCUAGCCAGAAAGAAAGUGGACUGCGCCAAAGAGCGAUGGAAAGUCUUCGCAAGGAAAUUGAGAGAAGGGACUGCUAUUCAGGGACAGUACUCUUCCAUAGUCUCAGUGGUGGUACUGGUGCUGGACUUGGUGCUCGCUUGUGUGAAGAUAUCCGUGAUGAGUACCCAGUGGGUUAUAUUCUUACAGUGUCUGUGGCCCCUCACAAGGCAGGAGAGAGCCCCUUACAGCACUACAACAACUUACUGUGUCUAUCUGCCUUGCAGAGGAGUGCAGAUGGUGUCCUUUUGGUCUGCAAUGACCAAGUGAUGAAUCAGGUGCUUUCUCCACUGAAUCGAGGAGGAGCCAUUUCCACUAGUCAUCAGCCACAGGCUUCCAUGUCAGUAAUGAAUACACAUAUAACUUCCUGUCUGGCUGGCCUGCUAUAUCCUGUUAGAAGCCUGAGGACUGGCAGUGGAAUCAGCCUUGGUUUGGAACCCUGGGAGCUUAUAAGAUCUGUAUGUCCAGUCCCUGCUGCCAAAUUCUUGCAGAGUAGCCAAGCCUCUACUAGAGGUGUUAUUCCAUGGGAAAGUCUUGCAUCCUCAACUCUGAAAGCUGUACCACGUCAUUCUUCAUCUGGAACAUCUUAUUGCAGCACAGCAGUUCUUGCCGUUGCACGAGGGGACCAGAGUGGCUCUUUCCAGCAUAACCUAAAUCAUGUUCUACAAAAGUUAAAACAGGGUCAUCGCUGCCCUAGCUGGAACCCUUUCCCUAUUGACUACUGGACAGAUCCACAAGAUGUUGUCAAUGCUAGUCCAUCCUCCCACUCGCUCACCGUGUGCUCUAAUCACAGCAGCGUGGUAGACUUUCUUCAACAAGUGAAUGAACGCGCUCAAGAGAUGUUUAAAGCAGGGGCUUAUCUACACUGGUACAGGCGGUACAGCUGCGAAGAUCUGGAAUUUCUCCAAGCUUUUGAAACUGUAGAUGGUAUUAUAGCUGAAUAUGUCAAGCAAGGGUAAUGGAUUACAAAUAAUCUUUUCUCAACUCGUGUUUUUUGCACUGUUAACAGACCCUACAGUGCCAUUUCAGCAGCAAGGCAGGAACCAGCAGCUCUGAAAUAGUCCAGGAUGAGUAAAUGUGUGCCAGGAAGUAAUGGUACCUUAUCCAGAGUUGCUUCCCACUUUGGGCUCAUGGUUACUGAGAUAGGUACUGUCUCCUCAGAGUCCUGAACUAGAUAGUUUUUUUAGAAAAUUGUUAUUGGAAAACUUCAAGCAAAAGUUUAUCAGAGUUCUAAUCUAGAAAAUCCAUUUCAUUGGUUUAAAGGGAAAAUUGGCUUGCCCGUUAUUAUCAAUACUUGGCCAUUUUUCAAAAGAUAUGUUUUUACUUUCUACAAGAGUCAAUUAAUUACCUUCCAACUGCCAUGUUGUGGUAAUUUGGCAAGAGGUCUAUCAAUAAAAUAUGAACAAUUGGCAAGCCUUGAGUAAAGAGCCUUCUUUAGAAACCUGUAACAUUUUCUUUAUUAGUAAAAUGGAAAGAGAAUAUACUCCUCUUUAACAUUUAAAUUAGAUAUAAUUGGAUGCAAAAAAGAUAAUUCUUGUUAAGCAACAUACAGUAUAUAAUUCUCUGUAGGAUAUGGCAUUAACUGUUGCUCACUUCAUUUGCCUCCAGCAGGAAGUAUUUUCUUGUUUUUGUAGAUGGUUUUAUCUUAAGUAGAGAGGGAUUAUUUUAUUUGUUUUGGUUUACUUCCAUUCAGUACAUUUUUCAGGAGUUUUACAAAAUAUUUUAUAGUCUACAGAUGGCAAGGUGAUAUAAAUGAGUAGCAGUAGUGUGUUACAGAACUUAAGACAUUGGUGCCUUCUGUCAGUUUACAUGGGUGGUCUCCUAGAGUCGGAAGACUUUCUCUUAGGCUGGCUUCUGCCUUGCACCCAUGGCUGCCCACACAGGCUUUCAUAUAACCCUCUUUUUAGAAUGUGGAAGGACUUAAAAGUUAGUUCUCUACAAAGGUAGAAAAUCAGAGAUGGACUUUCAGUAAAACUGAGCUAUAAAUUUUGGCUGUUUUACUAAAGUUAAUUUCUUUUCAAAAUUGACUAUGUAUAAAAUUUUUAAUAAUAUAUCUUAAUGGUCUUAUUGCAGAUGGAUAGAUCUCUUUAUUAUAUAUCAAAACAUUUUAACUCCAAGUAUUCUUAAUUUUGUAUUAGAAACAAAAACACAAUACUUUGUAGAGGUUUAUUUUUUUAAUAAAGCUGAGAAAAUUUACAAGUAACUGUUUCUCAUUCCGUGUUCUGCUUGCUCAGUAAUUUUCUUGGUUAUGUUUUUCUGGGAUUGACAACCUCAAUGGGACAGAGAGCAGUCAGAGUCUCUUGAAGAGUUUUGAGUUUUGUCACAAAGAAAAGCUUGAAUUUCUCUGUCCUUGCUGCCCUGAACUCUGUUUUCAAGUAGAGAGGACCAUCAGAAGGCUGGAUCAAAGAUAAGAACCUAUGAUAAAAUAAGGGAAAAGACAGAAAAUACGUCAUUUUAAAAAAGUAUCCUGUUGACAGCCAUUGGCACCUGCAUACACCAGUAGUCUAUUUAGGUGAGUCUUAAUUCAAUUUGACUUUAUUCAUUGGACUGAUUUUGCAAAUUCCUUCUAGCUAAAUUUCUGUAGCUAUUUUAGGUUAAUUAGAGGACUUGGGGGACUUUAAGGACACCAAUUUUGAGGCAUUACCACAGAUUCUGCUGGGACUCUGACUUGAUGUGCACACAAGUACUAUUUGUGCUAGUCGUAUAACAUACCAAUCAGACCAAAAUCUUUCAUUUUGACGACUAAGUACUACAAGCUGCACUUUACUCCAUUUUAAUAUUAUUCUGAAGGUUUUUAAUAAAAUUAAUUUUUAUCAGUCUUUUGAAGACAUCACAGUUCCAUUUUGUUGUUGAUCUGAAAAUGUGAAACUGCUGGAAAGUAAACACAGAAUUGUAUCAUUUUUAUAUACCCUACGAUUCUAGUCAUAAGAUAAGCAACUGCCAUUGUCAAGUCCUGGAGAAUAAAACUGUCAUUUCUGAA